UUCCAAGCCCGCGCCCGUUUCUCCCGUGCCCGCCCCGUGCCGUCCUCUCUCACCUAGCCCGGGCACCGGCCCAGCUGUCACACCCCCUCCCGUCCCGGACGGAGCCAUCUUUUUAAAAUGCAAAUCUGGCUUUGUCGACUCCCUACUUCACCCCUGCUGCGGCUUCCUGUGCCCUCGGGCCAAAGCCUGCCCCGCGGCCCCGGCUCCUGGGACCUGUGGCGGGUCGCCCCUCCCCCUCACCACUCCGGCCCUCCCGCACCCGCUGUGCGCCCCCCAGCUCCUCCUCGAGACUGUUUGCCCCCUCAGCUCCCCGCUCCUGCCCCGCACGCCUCCCACCUGCCCUCCCAGCGCUCACCACCGUGUUGUAACUACACGCGCCUUGCCACUAGACUCCAAAGCUGAAGAGUGCAGCUAGCGUAGGCCUUGCUGUCCCUGUACGCCCAAGUGCCCCGCACAGCCGUGGCCUCCUGUGGGAGCUCAGGCCGUCUGUGCCCAAACCCCCGAGUGCCCCCGGCACCACCAUGACCGGGCCGCUGAAGAGGAAGUUUGACCAGCUGGAUGAGGACUCCUCCUCGCUCUGCUCCUCCUCCUCCUCCCUGUCGUCCUCGGGCCGCCAUUCUCGCCCCUGCUCCCCGAGCUCUUCCGUCUCCCUGGCCUGGGACUCAGAUGAGGAGGGCCCCUGGGAUCAGAUACCCCCGCCUGGCCGUGACUUCUGUGGCCCCCGGAGUUUCACCCCCGCCUCCAUCCUCAGGAGGGCUCCCCGGAAGCGCCCCGGCCGCGUCGCCUUCGACGGCAUCACCGUCUUCUACUUCCCUCGCUGCCAGGGCUUCACCAGCGUGCCCAGCCGCGGCGGCUGCACCCUGGGCAUGGGCCCUCGCCACAGCGCCUGCCGCCGCUUCUCCCUGGCCGAGUUUGCACAGGAGCAGGCGCGGGCGCGGCGCGAGAAGCUGCGCCUGCGCUUGAAGGAGGAGAAGCUGGAGGCCCUGCGGUGGAAGCUCACAGAGGCCGGGGUGCCCGAGACGGAGGCCAGCCUGCCGCUCACAGUGGACGCCAUUGACGAUGCCUCCGUGGAGGAGGACCUGGCCGCGGCCGUGGCGGGCGGCCGGCUGGAGGAGGUGACCUUCCUGCAGCCGUACCCGGCCCGGCGCCGGCGGGCUCUGCUGCGGGCCGCAGGCGUGCGGAGGAUCGACCGCGAGGAGAAGCGGGAGCUGCAGGCGGUGCGCCAGUCCCGCGAGGACUGCGGCUGUCGCUGUGAUCGCGUGUGUGACCCCGAGACCUGCAGCUGCAGUCUGGCGGGCAUCAAGUGCCAGAUGGACCACACCGCCUUCCCCUGCGGCUGCUGCCGGGAGGGCUGUGAGAACCCCAAGGGCCGCGUGGAGUUUAACCAGGCGCGGGUGCAGACGCAUUUCAUCCACACGCUCACCCGCCUGCAGCUGGAGCAGGGCGCCGAGGGCCUGGGGGCGCUGCAGGCUCCCGCCCAGGGCGGCCCAGCCAGCCCCGGCGAGCAGGUGCCGGGCGCCGCCUUCCCGCUGGCCCAGCCGCCCCCCAGCAGCGAGCUGGGGGGCAACAGCUGUAGCAGUGACAUGACCGACUCCUCCGCGGCUUCAGGCUCCAGCGAGGCCCCCGGCGGCCCCGCCCACCCAGCCCUGCCCGGCCCUGGCUUCCAGCCCGACGCGCAUGAUGACAGCCUGGCCCGGGUCCUGAGUCUCAGCGACUCGGACCUGGGAGGAGAGGAGGACGAGGACGGGGGCGUGGGGGCCCUCGACAACCUCAGCUGCUUCCACCCCGCUGACAUCUUUGGCACUGGUGACCCGGGUGGCCCGGCCAGCUGGACCCACGGCUAUGCGAGCUGCAGCCUCGCGCCGGGCAUCCUGGAUGAGAAUGCCAACCUGGAUGCCAGCUUCUUCCUCAACGGCGGCCUUGAGGGGCUGGGGGAAGGCAGCCUCCCUGGCACCUCGGGGCUGCCCAGCUCGGACGCGGGCCACAGCAGCUCCGUGGACCUCAGCUUGUCCUCCUGCGACUCCUUUGAGCUGCUCCAGGCCCUGCCAGACUACAGUCUGGGGCCUCAUUACAGCUCCCGGAAGGUGUCCGACAGCCUGGAUAACCUCGAGGCACCCUGCUUCCCCUUGCCCGCCUUUUCCCCCCCGGGGGACGCCGGCGCUUGCUUCCUGGAGUCCCUCAUGGGCCUGCCUGACUCGGCCGCCGAGGCCCUGGCCCCCUUCGUCGACAGCCAGUUGCUUGAGGACACUGCCCCGGCAUCGCUGUUGGAGGCGGUGCCCGUGUAAGGACCGGGCCACCUCCCCCUGGCCCCGAGAGCCCUGCUGCUGCUCUGUUGUGAUUUGGGGGCUCCCUGAGGUCUGUAGGUAAGGGCCUCCCGUUGGCUGGCUCGCCCAGGUGGGCGCCCCUGAGUUUGCGCAACACUCUGGAUUGAUUUAUUUAUUUUUGUAAGUUUCUGUGCUGGAGCGGGGGGAGGCUCUCUCCCUUUUCCCCCACCCGGCCACCUCCUCCCCCCCCCUCCAAGCCCGCACAGCCUCGACUUCCACUUCCACGGUUCUCUGUGCCGGGAAUAGGACACAGGACUCCCCUGGGGCUUUGCGGACCCCCUUCCCGUCUGGCGUGAUGUUCCUUAGCCCACAGUCAGCAGGACAGGGCUGAAGUCAGCCCCUUCUUCCGGCUUCUCCUGCCGUCCUGAGCCGCAGACCCGUGGGGGGCUGCAUUCUCUGGACUGUGAAGACUAUAAUUUAUUUCCAUAAUUUAUUUGGAGACUAGGAGGUGUAGGCUUCUCCCGUCUGAAUGGCGGGCAGUGCUGGGGUGGGGGUGGGGCACGGACCCCUGUGAGUUCCUUUUGCCUUGUCGCGGAUCCCUGCCCUACAUGGGCGGUGGUAUGAGCCAGGUGUGGCUUUGGGCACCACGGUCUGGUGUGGCAGCUGCCUGGCUCCGGGUGGCUGAGGACAGUGUCCAGGUAGGGGGCUGGGUGGGGCUGACCAACCGUGACCAAACCCUGCCCCACGCAGCGCCCUCUGUUUCCUGUCCUCUGCUUCAUCUGCCUCCUCCCUAAAGGCCACAGCCUUUAUUCUGGGCCCGUCGAUGUAGAAGGGAAGCGGGAAGCCCAGAGAGGGCGAGGGGCUCGCUUCGGGGCCCAUGGCCCACCCCUGACCGCUAUGUCGGGGCCCCCAGGCGCUGCACGCCAGCCGGGCCACUGCCUGUGCCCUGGGGCCCUCUGGCUGGGGUGAGGGGUGGCCCCUCGUGGCUUUUGUGCCCUUUAUUCGCUGAUGUUGAGUUUUGCAUCCUAAUUUCUGUAUCGUCCCUGAGUGUUACAACUUUAUAAUUUAUUCAUUCUCUCUCUGUCUGUGCCAAGAGCCCAGGCUGUGGGCCUUCUUGCCUCGGAGGCCUCGGCGGCCCACGUGCUCGUGGGAACACCUUGUACCUGAGCGAACAGGUACCAAUAAAGAGGCUCUAUUUUUAACA
This is a messenger RNA of Hyaena hyaena (striped hyena), 3468 nucleotides long. RefSeq names its product cysteine and serine rich nuclear protein 1 (gene CSRNP1). Gene Ontology annotation, cellular component: nucleus. The record is from RefSeq and is a predicted model, not a curated record. Gene Ontology annotation, molecular function: DNA-binding transcription factor activity, RNA polymerase II-specific; sequence-specific DNA binding. The transcript is spliced from 5 exons. Bases 522 to 2285 code for a protein of 587 amino acids. Lineage: Eukaryota; Metazoa; Chordata; Mammalia; Carnivora; Hyaenidae. Gene Ontology annotation, biological process: regulation of transcription by RNA polymerase II.